GGGGAGCGGCUGCCCCGUCCAUGGCUUGGCCUCCCCCGGGCAGCAGCAGCUCCGGCUCCCGGGGAGGAGGGGCGGGAGCUGCUGCUCCAUGGGGAGGAAGGGCAGCCCCCGAUCCCCCCAGGCGGAGGGGGGAUCCCGGGCCGCCUCCCCCCCCUCCCCGCUCUGGGCCUUACCCGAGGAGCUGCUGCUCCUCAUCUGCUCCUACCUGGACGCGCAGGCCUUGGGCCGCCUGGCCCAGGUCUGCCGCCGCCUGCGCUUCCUCAGCAGCCGCGAUGUCCUCUGGAGGCGCAUAGCCCGCGGCUGCCUCAACUCCGGCUUCACCCAGCUCGGCACCGACCUAGCUCCUGGCAUUCCAGUGAAGGAAAGGGUGAAGGUGUCUCAGAACUGGAGGCAUGGACGCUGCCGGAGGGAGACAGUCCUGAAAUGGAAAUGCAAUUUGAUGCCCUGGAUGGAGCUGGAUGGCGAAUAUCUCUACCUGUCUCAAGCAGAGAACAUCCAGGCCUACCACCUCUGUGCAGGGGGGUCAGGUUUGGAGUGUCACCCUCAAGCCAUCUUCUCUGGCCACCAGGAGGAUGUGUGUCGCUUUGUUCUUGUCAACUCCCACAUUGUCAGUGGAGGGGGAGAUGGAAGUGUUGUCCUUCACAAGAUCCAUGGCUCCUACAGUGUCAAGUUCUCUGCGCAUGAACAGGAGGUGAACUGUGUGGACUUCCAAGGUGGCCUCAUUGUCAGCGGCUCCCGGGACCGAACAGCGAAGGUUUGGUCCCUGUCCGCGGGCAGAGUUGGUCAGUGUCUACAUACAGUGCAGACAGAGGAUCGAGUGUGGUCCAUUGCUAUCAGCCCAUUAUUAAGCUCAUUUGUGACAGGGACAGCCUGCUGUGGACACAUCUCACCUCUGAGAAUCUGGGACCUUGAGAGUGGUCAGCUGUUGACCUGUUUAGGGACCGACUUCCAUCGUGGAGCUGGAGUCCUGGAUGUGUUCUACGAAACGCCCUCCCUUCUCCUUUCCUGUGGGUAUGACACCUACAUCCGCUACUGGGACAUACGGACCAGCACCAGGAAGUGUGUCCAGGAGUGGGAAGAGCCCCAUGACAGUGCCCUGUACUGCAUAAGGAGUGAUAAGAACUAUAUGAUUGCCAGUGGCUCUUCCUACUACGGCGUGGUGCGCCUCUGGGAUAAGCGGCAGACUCGGUGCCUGCAGAGCUUUCACCUGUCUUCACCCACCAGCAGCCCAGUGUACUGUCUCCGUUUCAGUACCACCCACCUGUACGCUGCCCUGGCAUCAGCCCUGCACGUCCUGGACUUCACAGCCUUGUGAAGGACACCACAGCUGCUUCUGGUGACCCCAACUCAGCAGAGCUGACACAUGGCUCAGGGAAUUGCAGGGCAGGAGAGGUGAGAAAGGCCCACAAGGCUUCUGAAAGGACUUUUUUGCCUGCCAGAAAGCCACAAUGAAGAGUGCAGAAAGGGCCAAACUUUCUCAACCUUACCUGCCUGUUAAUGAAAAUAAUAGGCCAAUUGUCCUUUACCCUUUUUAUUUUAUGCAAGUCAGGAAUUGUUUUAUUAAAUGUGUUCCUUUUUUCUUUUCCUUUUUCCUUUGUUGUUUUGUUUUGGUUUUUUUUCCUGUGGAUACAUCAUUUAAGGGGCAAAUUGAGCCAGGAUGCCCCAUCAGCUGUGUGCUGGUCAGUUUGAGAUCAGCCAAGCUCUAAGCAUGUGAAACAAGACUAGGCUGUG
Messenger RNA from Lonchura striata (white-rumped munia), 1731 nucleotides. RefSeq names its product F-box and WD repeat domain containing 4 (gene FBXW4). NCBI's taxonomy places the organism in Eukaryota, Metazoa, Chordata, Aves, Passeriformes, Estrildidae. Gene Ontology annotation, cellular component: SCF ubiquitin ligase complex. Gene Ontology annotation, biological process: SCF-dependent proteasomal ubiquitin-dependent protein catabolic process. The record is from RefSeq and is a predicted model, not a curated record. Gene Ontology annotation, molecular function: protein binding.